UUUAAGAACAUUUUAUAGAAAAAUUGUACAAAUUUAUUAAAAAUUAAAGAAUUUUAAGAAUUGUCAUGAACAACAAGCCAUGGAGGGAAGCAGCAACAUUGAUUGUCUUUGCUAGAGAUCCAUCCAGUCGGUCCAAUUAUGAUUAUAAAAUCUUAGUCUUCACCAGAACUUUACACACUAGCGUCAGAUCAAAGAACCUCUCAUUCCCUGGUGGCUCCCUCGAUCCCUCAGAUGAAUCCUCAUCCUGGACAUCAUUUUUCAAGCACCACAAAGUUCCAUCCGAGCAACUUCGAAGACGAACGGAAGUCACAAAACCAUUCAUUUAUGAUCCACAAGGCAACAAUAAAAUUGAACGUGAAAUUUCACUCAGAUUGGCAGCAAUUCGUGAGACAUUUGAGGAACUUGGCAUUGCACUUUGCAGCCCAGCUUCAGACACAUCCAAAAGUAGUCCAUUUACUGAUUAUUUUCAUUCAAAAGACUGCGACAUUCCAUUUUGGCAGAAGCAGGUCCACAACAGUCAUGAAACUUUUAUGAAUUUUUGUGAUCAGUUAGGAGUUGUGCCCAAUAUAACCGGAGUUUAUGAAUGGUCAGUGUGGAUGUCACCUGUGUUUUCCUUAAAGAGAUUCGAAACUGCAGUUUUUGUGACUUUUUUGGAUUCAAUUCCGCCUUGUUAUCCUGAAAGCUAUGAGGUUCAGAAUUUUAUGUGGAUGACCCCAGAAGAAGCCAUAACAGCACAUCACCAAAAACUCGUGUGGGUUCCACCGCCUUUAUUCUACGAGAUCCACAGGUUCAUUAAUCAUAAAAGUAUAGACGAAAUUGCAGCAUUUGCAAAAUCUAGAAAUGGAUCAUCAGUUCCUGUAAUUCAUCCAGUCAGCUACUCUUUAAAAGACAGUUACACAUUUGUGUAUCCAGGAGAUGAUUUGUAUCCACAAGAUGUGAGCUUUUACAAGCAAAACUAUGAUCCUGAGAGGUUUAAGGACAAAACUUUUGAAGAACUCGAGAAUGAGUCAAAAAAUUUGUGCCGAAUUAAGUUGAAGAAGUUCAUGUUUGGGAUUAAAAUGUGCUGUAAUACUGAUGAUGGGUUGUUGCCAGCUAGGAGCUUGAUGAAUAAGGCUAAGCUUUAGUACUUAUUGGUUAGCAAACCAUAAAUGCUGAGGCUACAAGAUUAGAUGCUGUGCUGAGAUUUCUGGGUACUUAAAAGAGUCGUGGAUGAAAAAUUAUGCCAAUUUAAUUCCAUUUCUUUUUAUAAAUAAUUAAUUUAUGGUGAACAGUUUUGUGAUAUUUAAAAUAAUGAGGGACUUUGGUAUAGUCCAGAGGUGGUCAACUUUUUUUGUGUCAAGGUACAUCUUGGUUGGAAGCACAUACGGAACACGGUUCAUUGGGAUUCUCGAAUUUUUUCGUGACGCACUAGUGUACCGCGACACAUAGGUUGGCCAUCACUGGUGUAAUCAGACGGGUGAUGCUUUAGUAAGAAGCACAAAGGGAACACGGUUCAUGGGAAUUCUCGAAUUUUCGUGACGCACUAGUGUACCGCGGCACAUAGGUUGGCCAUCACUGGUGUAAUCAGAGGG
This is a messenger RNA of Chironomus riparius, 1571 nucleotides long. The record is from the annotation of a GenBank genome assembly. NCBI's taxonomy places the organism in Eukaryota, Metazoa, Arthropoda, Insecta, Diptera, Chironomidae.